Molecule: messenger RNA, 678 nt
Organism: Solenopsis invicta (red fire ant)
Lineage: Eukaryota; Metazoa; Arthropoda; Insecta; Hymenoptera; Formicidae
Gene: EMC5
Product: membrane magnesium transporter 1
Exons: 3
Coding region: 172-498 (108 amino acids)
Cellular component (GO): plasma membrane; EMC complex; early endosome
Source: RefSeq, a predicted model, not a curated record
UCAGGUUCCUCUCUGACGAUUCUUUUAUACAUACCUAGGGAGUAUGUAUUAUGUGCAAGCUAUCCUGACUAGGGAUAACAGCGUAAAAUAAUUGAUGACCGAUCUCGUUUUGUUGCGUCGUUGUUGGAUUGUAGAAUUUCAAUGCGUAAUCUGUGAUAUUACACGUUUAUCAUGUCUGCUACGAUUAUACAUAAAUUUAUAACUUUUGUAGGAUUUAUGUCUAUAUUACAUGCGGCUUAUUCUGCGGCACAGCACCGUUCCUACUUGCGGAUCACCGAACAAGAGUUUACCACUUUGCCAAUUGACAUUUUAAUCCAAGGCAUAGCCAGUUUAUUUAUCGUUAUGUAUGGCGUUAUGUAUAUUGCUGGCGAUUUUAAAGAGAUUCGAGCAGUUGUCGAUUUGGAGAAUAAAUCUUGGGAGACACUGCGAAAUCUACCAUCAUUCCAAGUAUUUAAUCACCGUGGAAGAUCUCUAUCCCCAGAAUAUAUUCAAACAUAGAAGAAUGUACAUUUUUUUAUAUCAAAUCAUCGAUAAAAGUAAUAGAUACAUCCAAUUAUUUAUAUUGUUUGUAAAAUCGCCUAUAGAGUAGCGAAGACUUAUUAUAAUUUGGAAAUAUCAAUUUAUUUAAUGUGAUUUAUUAAUAUAUUAAAAUUAAUAAAUAUAUCACUUUUAAAAAGA